This is a messenger RNA of Lampris incognitus (smalleye Pacific opah), 2959 nucleotides long. RefSeq names its product serine protease 23-like. Gene Ontology annotation, biological process: proteolysis. NCBI's taxonomy places the organism in Eukaryota, Metazoa, Chordata, Actinopteri, Lampriformes, Lampridae. The transcript is spliced from 2 exons. The coding region runs from base 146 to 1609 and encodes 487 amino acids. Gene Ontology annotation, molecular function: serine-type endopeptidase activity. The record is from RefSeq and is a predicted model, not a curated record.
GCCGGCUUCUUUUUUGCGCUCCGGUUGUUUGGUGCCCAGGCAAUGAUGGGACGAGGAUUUUCGAGUACCUGCAACCUGUUAAGAUAAAUUGUCUUUUCUGGUUCAUUUAAACGAGAGUGUUUACCGGAAAUCGCCCUGGUGUCUCAUGCAUGUUUGCAGUGUGAUGGACACCAUACAUUUGCUGUGGCUGUUGCUUUGUGUGAGUCCCUUGGUGGUGUCUGGGGUCGGCGUUCAAGAUGAUGACAAUGAAGUGUACAGGUGGUCCAAGCAAAGUGUCCCGGUGGUACUGGAUCGACACACAGAGAUUUUGGACACCCCGAACUUCUGGUCGCAGGAAGAGGAUGAUAAGAGAGAAGGAACAUGGAGACUAUGUGGGAUAGAGUGCCAAAGCACCCUACCUCCCCUGGACCAGACCGAGCAAGAGAAGAUACUAGGAUAUGAGACGAUGUAUGCAAAUGGCACAUGCACACAAACAAAGAUCACAUUGCUUGGCUUCAACAAGACAUCUCCACGUGCACUUGUCAACACAUCAACACAAACACGCAAGAAAAGGCAGGUUUAUGGGGAAGAUGGGCGCUUUGUGAUCUCUGACUCGCGGUUCACCACCAACUACCCAUUCUCUACUGCAGUCCGCCUCUCCACAGGGUGCUCUGGGAUCCUUGUAUCCCCAAAGCAUGUGCUAACCGCAGCCCACUGCGUCCAUGAUGGGAAGGACUAUCUGGAAGGCAUGAGAAGGCUUAAAGUUGGGGUGUUACAGCUCAAGUCUAAAAGAGGAAAAGGAAGAAGGCGGAUGGGAGGGCGGAGGAGAGGAGGGAGGGGAAGAGAGGGGGAGACACGAGAUGAGAAAAUACAAGAGGGGACUUUAGAGGAAGGAGAGGAGUGGAAUAGCAUAGAUGGAAAGCUGGUGAGAGGCCGACAGGGGGGUGGAGUUGGGAGGCGGAGAGGGAGAGGGAGGAAAGGAGAUGUGGAGGGAACAGGUGCUCAGGGAGGCAUAGAGGGACAAGAGAUUAGAAGAAGAGGCAACCCGAAAAGACGAAUGCGACGCAGUGCAGAACUCAAAAAGUGGCCCGUGUUUCGAUGGACACAGGUCAAACAAACUCGCAUCCCCAAUGGCUGGAUCCACGCCAAGAACUCGCCUAAAUCUGUUGCACCUGACUAUGAUUAUGCCCUUCUGGAGCUGAAACAAGCUGUCAAACAAAAGCACAUGAAGCUUGGGGUGGCUCCCUCUGCCAAGGCCCUGACACGGAUCCACUUCUCAGGUUAUGACACUGAAAAGGUCUUGCUGGAUGGUCUUAGGGAUGAGAAAAUAGUCUAUCGGUUUUGUUCUGUGGCAAAGGAGUCUGACGAUCUCAUGUACCAACACUGUGAUGCGGAGCAGGGUGCGGCUGGUGCAGGUGUCUACAUUCGCCUAAGAGAGGAUGUUGGCACUGCAGGCCAGAAAGGGAAGUGGCAACGGAAAGUGAUUGGUGUGUAUUCAGGGCAUCAGUGGGUGGAGGUGGAAGGAGGUGAACAGAGGGACUUUAAUGUGGCAAUGAGGAUCACUCCGUCCAAAUAUGCCCAGAUCUGUCACUGGAUCCAUGGAGAUCCCAGUCUGUGUAAAGAGGUUUGAGAUGGGGAAGUAAAUGGUCUACAAGAGAUCUGAGGAAGAUAUGGACUCAUCUUUCCAAAGAACUGAACUGCUGAUCUAAGACCAGCAUACCACUCCAGUGACAGUGUGGUUAGUCAGGCUUUAGCAGCAAAGAAGUGAUCUAAGUUCAGUACAUCAGUACUAGGCUUGUUAAAGGUACAAUCAGUAAGAUUUUUUUGUCUAGUUACCACAAUCAACAACCAAUAGGGACUCCAACCAGUCUCCUUGAGUGACAGUGGCCCACAAAUGACACAACUAAUGCUAAUAACAUAUCAUAAUUUCACAAGCUAGCUAAUGCAGAGGUCCCUCAGAGAUGUCAAGUGAAAAGGUAAAUUACAGAAAUUUUAGCACCUGGCAAAGCUAUCAUUAUGCAACCUCCCCCGAAUACAUAAAGGUCUUUUUUUCUUCUUCUGCUAUCAUGACAGUCAAAAUGUUACCGAUUAUACCUUGAUACACAGACACACUGUUUAUUUAUCCCAACAGAGAGACUGGUUGAAAUCACAACUUGUAAACAACUUUUGCAGUCUAGAUCAAAGUUCCUUGUUGCAUAUGUGCAACUGAACUAAAAAGUUAAGAUGGUGAGGAAGUGCAAUGUUUGUUUUGGAAGAUUAGAGUAUCAAAACAUGUUUCACCAUAUAUUAACUUCACUGUCAUCAUCCAAGUUUGAAACUUCUCCAGCGUGAGUUUGUUUUCUUUUUAAGGUAGUCUUUUUUUUUACAACUUUAGACAGUUUUAAUUUUUCCUAAGUGCUUUAGUGUUUAGAUUGAAAGACAAAAGUCUAGGUGUUUUGUGUCAGUUUACUUUGUGUAAACAGCUUGCUUUCUUUGCGAAACCACUAUGCUAAUAGCAUACAAAGGUUUAAUUUGGUGCUAGCCUUUUGAGCUCUAAUGGUGCUAUGUCACUUGAUUUUUAAGGAUAUGUAUGAGAGAAGGUUUUGUUUGUCUGAGUCUGCAUCUGCAUGAAAUGUAUAGAUAUGUCAUUUGUUCCCAAUCUCUUCUGGUGGUUUAAGCCUUGAAAACAUCAGUUUGCUAAUAUUGAAUCCUGAAUCCUGAUGCCUUGCAUUGCAAUUUUGUAUACAUUAUGGAUUGAUUAUUGAUAUUUGUUUAAUGUCAAAAUCAAACUCAUGAGUGCUAUUUUCUUGUCCAUAAAGACCUGCCCAUUGAAAUCAAAUAAAUAAGAAUUUUCAAGGGGUUACUGAGGCUAAAGAUCCAAAAUCUAAUCUACGAGCAGAUGAAACCAGGAGAGAUAAGUGAUGAGGCGUGAGGGUCGUUUGGAUCAGUGUAUUUGCAUUUUAUUGCAUCUUAUUUAGACUCACAUGCACAUAGGGGUAGU